GAAGCCACCACCAGCUGGCCACUAGCUAGAGUAAGUUCAACUGUUGGAACGUAGAGUUGUAAAAGAGUUUUGUGUAGUCGUCGUCGUUCUUGGUUCUCCGUUAUCGUCGUCGUCGCGUGAAUCUGCGCUUCUGCUGCUGUCCGUCUUCGUCUGCUAUUUCGCGUUUUUUUUUUUUUAUUCAACAAUUUUUGAUUUGCAAUUAUUAGCUUACAAAAUUUUGCAACCGACCGAUAAAUCUCGUCUUGUUUCGUAGAGAUUUUAUCAAUAUCCGGGCACUCGGGAUAUCGUAUUUCGCGCGUUUCAAUUUCAAUCUGAAAUCAAGAUUUUGUAACUCGAUCGGAUGGGAAAGUGAUGAAUGUUUAAAGUUUUCGUUAAAAAAUUAUUUAUUUAAAAAAAUAAUUGUGGAUACAAAUUAUCAAUUUUGGAAGCAAAGUUCCGUCCCACGACCAACAAAAAAACUCCUUUUGCUACUGAUCCUAAAAAAUAGGCCAAAUCACAACAAGCAGAAUUAAAUCUUUAUACAUAUUCUUUUGUAAAUGGAAUUUAUCUACACACAACAAACUUAUACUUAAAUGACACUGGAAACGGUCCAGAAUCCGGUCUAAAUGUCAAAACAACUGCAAAAGAUCUCAUCGAAUUCAAGUCAAAUAAAGAAACUAACCAACCAACUGGCAUCUAUGUACAAUGUACAUAUAUUUUACUAUUUUAACAUCAACAAUAGUUUCAACGUACACAAUCCGAUCCAUUGAUAUACUUGUAAUAAUAUUAUAAAUCAAAUGCAAUUAAUAUUGAAUAACUCAUUCAAUUAAAAUCAAUCAAAUUGCCAUCAUCAAUCUAUCUCCGUCGAAAUAAAUUUAAUCAAAAAAUAGUCAUAUUAAAGAAAAGAAUAAAACUAAAAACUUUUUCAUUGAAAAAGAAAAUAAAACACAAAAAAUCUAACGUGCGGUGGUUCAACAUCAUUCUGGAUCAUCAAGUCGCUUUUUCUUCUCUUUUAUAUUUCUUCAAAUAAAAAGUUACUCCUUGCAUAGUAAUUUAAUUCAAUUAAAUUACACAAACGAGCUAAAAUAAAAAGUAGAAAUAAACUUCAGCUGUUGAAUGGAAUUCGAAUUGAUUUUCUUCAUUUGGUAGCUAACACUUCAUCGAAUCAAAAAAUACAAGAAGGGUGAAGAAAAUCAUUCGAAGUUUUGUUUUUUAAUUCUGAAAACACACACUAAAUACAUACAACAACAACAAUAAAAUAAAACUGAACCAGCAUGGGAAACUCAUCGUCACAUACUCAUGAACCCUUAGAAAGAGGGUUCACCCGCGGCACAUUUGGAGACGUAAAAAAUGGGAAAUCCGCAUCAUUCCGUUUUAGUAAAAAAUCUCCGAAAAAAAUGGAUCGUCUUAGGCGAUCGUUUCGCGAUUCAUUCCGUCGCAGAAAGGAUCGCGUACCGGAAUCAUCAAAACCACAUCAAUGGCAGGCGGACGAACAAGCAGUCAGAUCGGCCACAUGCUCGUUUGCUGUAAAAUAUUUGGGUUGUGUUGAAGUAUUUGAAUCUCGGGGUAUGCAAGUUUGUGAAGAGGCAUUGAAAGUACUAAGGAACUCCCGACGUCGUCCAAUUCGUGGGCUACUUCAUGUCAGCGGUGAUGGGUUGCGUGUUGUCGAUGACGACACCAAGGGCCUUAUUGUUGACCAAACCAUUGAAAAAGUCAGUUUCUGUGCUCCGGAUCGCAAUCACGACCGUGGUUUCAGUUACAUCUGCCGCGAUGGCACCACUCGUCGUUGGAUGUGUCAUGGCUUCCUGGCCUGCAAGGACACUGGUGAGCGAUUGUCGCAUGCCGUUGGAUGUGCUUUUGCCGUUUGUUUGGAGCGAAAACAGCGUCGUGACAAGGAAUGUGGAGUAACGAUGACGUUUGAUAUGAAAAACUCAACAUUCACUAGAACUGGUUCAUUCCGCCAGCAAUCGCUCACCGAACGCCUGGCCAAUGCCAAUGAACGAGGGAUAGACAUCAAUGGCGGGACAACACCCUCGGCAGUGGUUCCACCUCAGCCCAAACCGUAUAAUCCUUUCGCCAUUGAGCGACCACACGCGAAUCCGACAAUGCUCGAGCGACAGGGUUCGUUCCGGGUUAUAGGUAGUCAGUCGCCUUUCAAACGACAAAUGUCGCUGCGAAUCAAUGAUCUUCCGUCCAAUGCGGAACGACAGAAGGCAUUUUUGGAUGCCGGUGGAGCCGCUCUCACUACUCCAAAUCGUAAUGUCUCGCCAAUUCCAGAGAUAUCCCCUUUGAGAUCGCUCACCGAAGUGGAUACUGUUAGCCAGUUGUGCCAGGAACUUAGCCAAGGAUUGUCAUUGUUGACCCAGAGCGAUUCAGACGAUCUGAAUUUCAACAAUAACCUGAGCAUCAAUCAAAAUAUCUUAGCUGAGAAACAAAUGAUGAACAAUCCACUACAUACUACGGCAACUCCUAUUCACAGCAGUAACGGUUAUAGUUCCAUUUUGGAUCGAGUCACUACAACAACACCGCCAACAGCCCAAGUGUCUCCGCGUGUAACUUCCAGUCCACCAACAUCGGCGGCGACAGUUGUUAUUACUCCAACCGCAACUGCAACCCCCUUAAACACACCCAGUUCUCCAUUGGGUGUUUCUGCUUCGCCAAGGACCGUUCCAGUUGAGGCAGUUACACCACUUCCUAAUGCCGACCAAUGGUUGGGCCAAGUAGUUAAAAGUACAUCUCCAGCUCCGAUUUUGAAGCGACCACCAACGUUGUCGUUGCAAUCACGAGCCAAGUCCAUGAGUGCUGCACCUAUGGCGGCGAAAGCGGCUCUGUCCCCCAAUGAUCCGUUCGAUGCUGAAUGGGUGGCAGGAGUGACAAAGGCGACAACGCCCGAAAUUCAUCAUAACACAAAUCCGUUUAUAUCACCGCCGAAGGCACCCGUACAAUCAUUUCAGGUGCAACUGUAGAAUAUAAGAAUUCGGUUAUACAAACAAAUAAAUAUUUAAAAAAAAAGAAAAUAACACUACCACUGCAAAAAUUUUGGAAAUGUUUAAAUUUAUUGUUUCUGUUUUAAAUAAUUAGUUGUUAUUUGUUGUUGAUAAUUAAUCUUCUACUUUAUAAAAAAAUUGCUAUUACCCGCUUCCCCCAUAUUGAUUGAGUUUGAUGUAAAGAACUAAAAAGAGCGAUAGAAAAUACGAGAGCUUUUUGAAGAAUUUUAUAAAUGAGCUUUUAAAUAAAAGAUGAUAAAUAUUCAUACAUUUUUGUUUGAUUAGAGAUAAAAUUUUCCUAAAAUUAAGUUUUUAAUAAAAAUUAUUGCAAUAAAGCUUAAAGUGUCUUAUGAUCUUUAAUUUUAGUUUUUCUGUGAUUUCUAACAAACUUGCUAGUUUCUUAAUUUUCCAUAAAAGCUUCGAUUUGUGUUUUUUUUAACAAUUUUGUUGAAUGUUUAUCUCUUAAUACAACUUUAAAAAAAGCUUCUAAUUUGACGAAAAUUACUCUGAGAACCUCUUUUAUCUCUACUGUCACUCUUUUUAUGUGUCUUAAAUCUUUCAAGAUAUAUAUUUGUUUCCUCAAUCUCAAGACCUUAAACAAAAAAAUCUCUUUUUAUUUUUCUUUGUACAAAUUGUAUUAUAUUAUUAUAUAUGUAUCAAAUUCAAAAUAAUUAUUGUAUUCUUUUUAUUUUAGACAAAAAAAAAAACAAAAAUUAACUAGUACAUAAAAUAUUGCUUGCAUAAAUUAAUAAAAAUAUAAUUGAGAAGAUAUAUAUAUUAUACAUACACAUACAUUUUCCUUGUUAUUAACUAGUUGUAGAUAUUAUUAUUAAACAAAAGAAAACAAAAACAUCAUGAACUACAAUCCCUCCAUCCUGUUUGUGCCCACCAUAGAUACUUACUUAAAAAAAAAAAAAACAAAACUAAAAAACUUUGAUUUAUCAUUUAAUGCAUUUCUUUUGUUUUGUUUCUUAAAUAUUAACAGAGAUUUUGUGAGCAUUUGCGAAAAAUCUUUUUAAAGUAGAAGAAUUUAGUAAAACGUUAAAAAAGGUUCUUGAUUUGAAGAAGGCAGUAUGAAAGCAAAUUGGAUGAUUUUAUACAUUUUAAGAUUAGUAAAAUUGGUAACAAAUUUUGUUCAAAAAAUAAUUUUAUAUUAAAAAUAACUUUUGAGAUAGUCAAAAUAAUAUUAAAGACUUUUUUUUGCUUACUAACAUUUUCUGAUAGUUCCCUAUUUCCUUCUACCAACAUUUUUGUUUUCUAUAAACUUAAGUACAUAUAUUUGAAAAUUCUUUGUCAUUGCCUUUUUCAACUAUUUAUCUUCAAUGAAACGUAAAAUAUGCCCUAAUUGCCUUUAAAUGUGGAAAAUUACAAAAUACGAACAAAUUCUAACACAAAUCCGCUUUGAUAACAUUCUCUAUAACAAUAUCUAAAGAAGAAGCCAUAUAUCUCAUCAUUUGUGUAAAGACGAAUAACGAAAUGGCAAUGCAGGCAUUAGUCAUACUUCAUUCUUUACUUUGAGGCUUUCCUCAAUUCAAAGGUUUUCUUUAAGAAUAAUGGGGGAAAUCUUCCGUAAACGUUCAUUUGAUAAAUUUCUUAGCGGAUAAUCUACAGACAAGUUGACAUAAUUUUAGAUAAUUUAGCUGCUCCUGCCUUCUAUAGACUCAUUUAAAUUCGAAUUAGUAGCUUUUUGAUAAGUUUUUCGUUUUUGAAAUAAUUUACUUUUUAAUUGAAUAUUCAAAAUUAUUUAUUAUUUUUAACAAUCCUCAUCCAUUUUUGAAAGCCUAACACAUUUUAACCCUGAAGUAUGAAAAUGAAUACUUUUAUAAUAACAUUCAAUCCCUUAAAGUUUCCACACUUCCAUAAUUGAAAAUAAAAACUUACAAAAUUCUUCUGUAAAAAAGUGUAAAGGUUUUCAAUCUUAAACUAAAACUUAACAAAAUCCAUCCCACUGACAGAUAUUUUAAUGCAAUUAAAAAAAUGUAUCCAAAAAAUAUAAAAAAUCAUUUUAAGAAUACAUAUUUUAUAGUUACACACGCACCUUGUUCCACAAAAAACAAAAAAGAAAUAAAAUUAAUAAAUUAAAUUAAUAAAAAAGAAAAGAAAACUGAAUUAUGCACCAAAUUGAAAUGAAAUUUUAACUUCUUAAAUGUUAAACUAAAGUAAUAUUUACUCACAAAAAUCGAAAAUAUUAUUAAACAUCGUCGCUAAAGCAAAAUAGAAAAUCUAAAUGUGAGAAAAGAAAUCCAGUUUUAGAUAAAAUAUACUUAUAGAAAAUAUUAAAUAAAUAAAAUGAAUGCUACUAAACAAAAAAGUAAAGAAAACUUAGAAUACCUACAAAAAUAUUUACCAUAUUUGUAUUAAUUUUAAAUAAAACCUUACAAAAAUCACUCUGUUAAACCAUAAGAAAUAAAUUAAAAUUAAAAUUAAAUCUAUAAAAUAUAUUAAACAAAAGAAAAUAAAAUCAAAGUUUUUUUUUUAAUAGAUUAAUACUUAAGGCACAAACAAAACGAUAUAUUUUUUCCAUAAAUUUAAAUUAAAUCUUAAAUUCACUGCACAAGGAAAGACUUACAUUAAAAAUAAAACAUCCAUCAACAAAUUAUAUUCUUUGCUAAAAAAAGUAUUACAAAUUACGUUUGUUCUUAAAACUAUGUACUUAAAUUAAAUGCAAAAACAAGAAAAGAUUCUUGCUGAACAAAUCAUAUCUGGACGCUCUAUAUGAUGAAAAAUUGUAUUUUUGUUUAAAUUUAAAUUUAUCAAUUGUUAUGCUCCCUGCGUUGUAAGCGAUCAGUAAUUAUAACAAAAAAUAAAAAUCUACAUUCCAGCUGAUCUCUUCAAAAUAAAUACUUUUAAUAUAUAAAACAGCAGAACAAAGACAAAGCAAUGCAUAUCUCAUUUCUUUUUAUAAACAA
Messenger RNA from Eupeodes corollae, 5875 nucleotides. RefSeq names its product protein numb (gene numb). NCBI's taxonomy places the organism in Eukaryota, Metazoa, Arthropoda, Insecta, Diptera, Syrphidae. The record is from RefSeq and is a predicted model, not a curated record. The transcript has 4 exons. Bases 1254 to 2945 code for a protein of 563 amino acids.